UCUUCCCAUGCUCCUCAUUCCCCCAAGGUCCUUAAAAUCCACUGCUUCAUGGUCGCUGCAGCCCAGGCUGCCCUUGAGCUUCACAUUCACUAGCUCCUCCUUGUUGGAGAGAACAAGGUCCAGCACAGCACCUCUGCUUCUUGGCUCUGCUGUUGCUUGGAGAAGGCUGCUGUCAUUAGUGUAUGCUAGGAACCUCUUGGAUUGCCUCUGCAUGCUGUACUGCCCCUUCAUCUUUGGCAUCUUCAGCUUUUGUGAUGGCCAGUGUUUCAGUUUGAUUGGAAAAAGAAAAAGGGGAAAAAAAGCAUCACUGUGUGAUUGUGUAUUCUGGAGCCAGAUGAUGAGAGUAUUUGGGGUGAGGAAGAGCUUUUUAAAGCUCCAUGAACAAUAACUAUGCAUAUUUCCUUGUUCCAUAGCAAAUAUUAAGUAGAAUUUGUAAUAGGCUGCCUGUUUGAUGAACUUUGGAUUUGCUUCAGAUGAGAGGUUUCUGAAGUAGUUUCUGUGUCAUUCGGGCCAUGCAGUCCUGAGCACAGGCAUGCAUUCCAGGAGAUUUCGACUUUGCUGAGCCUGCCCCUGGAUCACUCUGUGGCACGGCUCCCAACCACAGCCCCAGCUGUGUUAAGGGAAAAUACAUCGUUUUCAUCUAGGAAGCUAACUGCUUUUCUGGCAGGACAGCCAUCUCCCUUCAGUUUACGCUUCUGCAGUCUUCUCACUUUCACUGGAUUCUGCCUUAGCCAAACUAAAAAAAAGCUGGUAGCAAUAAAUGUAUCCCUACCUGGGAAAACAAAUUACAGUGUAUCUUACUGCCCUCCUGUGUUGCCAAUCAAUGCAGGUCAGGGGAGUGGCGGGGAGCGCUGGGAAGUUCAGGCUAAUUUGCAGGUUAUGGGGAGCUUGUGGGCUAUAGUGCUUGUAGCCUUACUUCAUGCUGGUCAGGUGCUGAAACAUGGCUUAUCUUUGAACUGCAUGAAUUUUGAAAGACUGAACACAGCAGUUUGAAUUGCAAGAUACUGAAUUGUGAGAUAUUAAAUUGCUUUUAACAGAUAUCUACUGGGAACUUACUGAUGAUUUUCUUCUCUCAGAAAUUUUGCACGUUAAGCAAUUGUUGGUAUUUUUUGGAAAAUAUAUCCGUAAUGCAUGAGAACUACAGCUUUCUGUAUUCAAUAUUCAAGCAGUGAGCAAAACCUUGUUUGGUUGGCUUCUUAAUAUGCUAAGUCUGUAUUUGAUCAUUUAGAAAAUAAUUUUCUUUUAACUGAAGCAGCCAGAAAGCACCACUCGUUCAGUUAACCACACCAUAGGAAAACUCUUAUUGAAUGUGCAAGUUUAACAAAAAAGGAGACAAUGGAACACAAGUCCCAGAGUACAGUUUCACUUGAAAGUAGCAUCUCCUCUGCCAUAUAAAUUUUUUUGAAUAGAAUAAGAUACUGUGUUUUUAAGCUUGGCUUGUUUUUUUGGUCUUAUGUGUUGAAGUAGAGCUUUGUGAAGUAGUAAGAAACUCUUGUGAGUCAUAAAAGCAGGAAGUUACUUCAGAAGACACUGUAUUCGUAGAAUAAUUUUUUUCAGUUUAUUUGUGAAAUAAUAACAUCAGUUGUAAUCCAGAUUAAUGCAGCAUCACUCCUUCUCGGUAUAUUAAGAAGUAGAUGUGGUUUAAACCAUUCUAAUAAUGCAAUGUUGAUAUGGUAGCGAUUUUUAAACUAUCUUAAAAAUACCUUUUUCAUUAUAUGUAGUUUUUAACCAUGAAAUUUCUAGUUUUAAAUUUCUGAAUUAAUAUGAAUAACCAUAUGAUAGACAACAUUAGUGCUGGCAUUCUUAAACAGAGAAGAAAUAAAAUUAAAUUGAGUCUGCAAGGACAUAGCUUGUUAUUUAAGAAAAUAAAUGCUAAGCUUCAUGAUGGAGUGUGUCAGCAUUGCAAAGGUAUCUUGGAGUGGCGAGUAAAAUUCAGAAAGUACAAGCUACUGACAAAACCUAAAAAAUGUGUGAAAUGCCUCCAGAAGACUGUAAAAGAUCCUUAUCAUAUUAUUUGUCGACCAUGUGCUGGUAAACUAGAAAUUUGUGCUAAGUGUGGGAAACAAGAAGAAAUAGUGAUUCCGAUUGAUAAAGGACAAGACAGAACUGACAGUGAGACUUCUAAAACUGGCCAAGAGAGAAGUAAAUUGAAGGAUAAGCUGGAUUUUGAUACAAAUUUCAGUAGUGCAGACAGUGAUGAAGAUUCUGAUGUGCUUGAAGAACAAUUCAAAAGAAAUGCAGCUCUAAGGUUGUUGCCCAUCCCUGCCUUGAAGGAAAUACUGAAACUUGAUCCUUUGGGUGCUGAUAGGCACCCAAUGUCUGUCCUGUCAAGCUGGAAAACACCAAGAAGUGUUCAGUGGCAGAAAAGGAGGUUGUCAGCUGCUGCACUGUGGAAGUUUCUGGCUGUGUGAGAGCUCUACAGUUUCUGACUGUUGGCAACAAUGUAUUACUCUGGUUAUUCCCAGUAGAAGGAAUGGAAUUGAUGCUAGAACUGUAAAACAAGCUGCUCUGCUUUGUGGAUCCACCUUGGAGAUGGGCUUUGUGGGCUUCAUCAGACACAGGGGAAGAUGGUAGAUCACCUUCUCAGAAAGAGCAACUCUGUACCACCCACAUUCCCAAACCUUGCUGUGCAAACCCAAUACAAAAUACACUUGUGAGGUGAACGUGAAGUGAAAUAAAGCCAUGGGUCUUGAGGGCGGGGACGGGGGGAAGAUGAAAAGGUACAAUAUUUUUUAUAGUAUUGGAGAAACUCAGAAUAAUCCCAAACCUUCCAUAUCCAAGGAAAAAUAAGCCCUGUAAAACCAGACAACUUCUAUUCUUUUAAGCAACAGUAGAUUUACUAUUACCUACAUGACAAAGAUUUUAAAAAUCCCUCUGGAAAUGGCUAAUAUGUCAUUCUCCAAAGAAAAUAACUCUUCAGUAGCAGCUUAGUCUUUCUGAUAGUAAGUUAGUGAUGAAACCUUCCAGAAUGGAGCAAAGUUGUACCUGCAUUAUUUAGAGAAAAGUCAUAAGACAAUCUUUAUGUUAUAAAACUAAUCUUAUCCUUUAAAAAGAUCACAAGGAAUUUGUCUAGAAAAUACCUAGAAAGACUCAAGCUGUAUUGGUAUAAUCUUCAUAUUUUAGAAAAUUGUUGCCUUAAGGUUUAAGUCAUCCCAAAACUAUGCAGUGACCAGAAUCUCAGAGCUAUGGUUUUCACUGUAUUUCAGCAGGAAGUUUUCCUUUAUUUCCAGUUUUUGUACUAUCUUGAGCUGCAUGUGGGUAUUAGUAAUUCUGACUUUAUGAACUCUCCCUUCAAGAAAGAAUUGCAUUUUGGAUCACCACAUCUAACUAGUUGCUUCUUUCUCAUCCUCACCUCAUGACUGCACCUAAGGUCUACGGAGACCAAGUACAGGUACUGGCUGUCUAUGUUACUUCAAAAAAACCGCAUUAGCAGCUGACUGGUUGUGAUCACACCCCCCCCCCCCCCCCCCCAAACAAAAAAAAAAAAAAAAAA
Molecule: messenger RNA, 3493 nt
Organism: Passer montanus (Eurasian tree sparrow)
Lineage: Eukaryota; Metazoa; Chordata; Aves; Passeriformes; Passeridae
Gene: CUNH9orf85
Product: chromosome unknown C9orf85 homolog
Exons: 6
Coding region: 1764-2411 (215 amino acids)
Source: RefSeq, a predicted model, not a curated record